This is a messenger RNA of Anolis sagrei ordinatus, 1479 nucleotides long. RefSeq names its product twist family bHLH transcription factor 2 (gene TWIST2). Gene Ontology annotation, biological process: developmental process; regulation of transcription by RNA polymerase II. Lineage: Eukaryota; Metazoa; Chordata; Lepidosauria; Squamata; Anolidae. The record is from RefSeq and is a predicted model, not a curated record. Gene Ontology annotation, molecular function: DNA-binding transcription factor activity, RNA polymerase II-specific; protein dimerization activity; RNA polymerase II transcription regulatory region sequence-specific DNA binding.
GCUCAGCUAAAGUUUCCAAAAAAGUUAGAAUAACUUCCUCUCUCCAAGACCUCAAUUUUUUGCACAGCCCGGUCCUUGAAAUAAGAUCCCUUCAAGAGACCUGGAAAACGUUUGCUCAGCAAAACCCUUUCUGUUUUUCCAAAGGCUGUGUCUCUGGAAUUUAAAACACACUUUUAAAAUACACAGAGAGACACCCACCAUUUGAGGAGGGGGGAGAAUUCCUUUUUGCCUCCCUCCCUCCCGCCCUCCCUUCCUUGCAGAAAGAAUGGAAGAAAGUUCUAGUUCUCCUGUUUCUCCUGUGGGCAGCUUAGGGACCAGCGAAGAGGAGCUGGAGAGGCAGCCAAAGAGAUUUGGGAGGAAGAGGAGAUGCAGUAAGAAGUCCAGUGAAGAUGGAAGCCCGACCCCAAGCAAAAGGGGAAAGAAGUCCAGCCCGGGAGCCCAGUCCUAUGAGGAGCUCCAAAGCCAACGGAUUCUGGCUAACGUCCGAGAGAGGCAGAGGACUCAAUCUCUCAACGAAGCAUUUGCUGCCUUAAGGAAAAUCAUCCCUACCCUACCUUCUGACAAACUCAGUAAAAUCCAGACUCUCAAACUGGCUUCCAGGUACAUAGACUUCCUCUACCAGGUGCUCCAGAGCGAUGAGAUGGACAGUAAGAUGACCAGUUGCAGCUAUGUGGCUCACGAGAGGCUCAGUUAUGCCUUUUCGGUGUGGAGGAUGGAAGGCGCUUGGUCCAUGUCCACCUCACACUAGUCGGCGGUAUCCGGGUGAAGACAGCGCAACUGCCAAAUUGGCUGUCCAGUUUUGAAGACUGGAGUGGAGCUGAAACAUAUAUAUAUGUAUGUUUGUGGCUUGUGAAACCUUAAUAACCUCAAGAGAACUGGUCUGAGGAACCAUUUGACUUCCCUUGCUUUGAACUCCUGCAGAGACUUUGGAGAGAACAGCAAGCAACACAGUACCGAAGCUAAGACGCUGGAUAUCCUGCAAUGUCUCUCCCCGAGAGACUGGACUAACACACAAAGAGCUUAUUCAAGUUUGUGUUUAUUUGUUGGAGCUCGCUCUCUUUUCUUUUGUGUAUGUAUGUCUCUGUAUGUGUGUUUAAAAAAAAGAAAUCAGGAACACAUUAUUGAGAAAUCCUUCCUUUGGAUUUUGUGUUAUCUUUGUGUUUUUCGUCUAUAGUUUAAUUAAACUCAUGUUGUUUAAACUAAUAUAAAAAAACUGGACCAAGGCUUUUCGGAAAAACAAAAUUUCCAAAUUCUGCACAUUUUUUUCGGCGAAAGAAGCCUGGAAUAUAGAUUCGUCUCGACAUCCUUAGCACCAUGUUCUUACUGGUUUGCUUCAGCUAAUCCUCUCUCUUAUGCAAGUUGUCCUGUGCAGGUGUGAUGGUUUAGGAUUUGAUUUAUUUAUUAAGAUGUUUUUAAACCAAAGACUGCAACAGUGUGUACACUGCUUCUCUGGCUCAUAAAUGUUUUUUUUUUAAAUAA